This is a messenger RNA of Eurytemora carolleeae, 3030 nucleotides long. RefSeq lists its product as uncharacterized. NCBI's taxonomy places the organism in Eukaryota, Metazoa, Arthropoda, Copepoda, Calanoida, Temoridae. The record is from RefSeq and is a predicted model, not a curated record. The transcript is spliced from 10 exons. The coding region runs from base 16 to 2520 and encodes 834 amino acids.
GGGGAAAUUCUUUAUAUGUUCACUCCUAUUCAAGACCUUUUUCUUACUAAGGUUGAGAAGAUUUAUAGAAUUGAGUACAAAGAAGAUCUGCCUAAGGACUGGGUUGAUAAACUAGAUCUUAGAAUUAUUCAAAUUUCUAAAAGUUACAUUUAUGGACUGAAACAUUUAAAGUUGGUUGAACCCUCAGCAAGAAUUUACAGGGAAAAGGAAUCAAAUGGAACUGAAUCUUCCCAGUUGAAACAAAAACCCAAUUCUGGAAGCAAUUAUCUUACAACUAGCAAUGUUAGCAUGAAGGAUCUUACCAACUUCAACAAUGCAGACAAGCCAGGGAUGGAUCUAAUAUCCUUCAACAUAGACAAGCCAGCAAAGGAUCUUAUGUCCUUCAACAUAGACAAGCCAGUGAAGGAUGUUUUGUCCUUAAAUAGCCUAGAUAAGCCAGUGAAGGGUCGAAUAUCCUUAAAUAGUAUAGUGAAGCCAGUUAUGGAUCCAAUGUCCUCCAAUAGUGUAGUCAAGGCACGGGUAGAUCAAAUGUCCUUCAAAAAUUUAGUCAAGCCAGAGAAGGAUCUAACGUCCUUAAAUACUUUAGUCAAGUCAGUGAUGGAUACAAUGUCUUCCAAUAACCUUGUCAAGCCAGUGAUAGAUCCAAAGCCCUCUAACAACUCAGACAAGCCUUUUAAGUAUCUCAAGUCCUUCAGCAUUUCGGACAAGCCAGUCAAGUAUACCAAUGCUUCAACCCAGUGUGAAUCUACAUCUUCACAUCCACAGGUGGCUACAGAUUCUGUUGGAGUACAAGUAAACAUUGAAGGAUAUCUUCUCAGCACAUUGAAGAAUGAAUGCUGCUUUUAUGAGAGUAGUGGAGAGGAUUAUUUGACAUUUAAACCCUGCAGACCAGAUGAUGAGAUAUUUAAUUACUCGGACUGGAGUAGCUCAGAUGAUGAAGAAAAUGAAGUAAACCACAGGAUUAGCUCAGAGAAUGGAAAGGAAAACAAGGUUCUGGACAGACAAAUAUCCUGUUCUGAUACCGCUCUUAUUCACUUUGAUAAAACAGCAGAGUAUUCUACCAUCAUGGCACAGAUUGCAGCAAUUGCUUCCACUUUUGUGCAAGUUAUGAAAGAGGCAUUAGAACUAGUUCCUGACUCAUCAUUGGCACAAGCCCUAGGACAAGCUUUAAGUCAAGUUCUACGAUUUGUUGAAGAAUCUGAAGCAACCUUUUCCCCAUAUUUAGCAGAAGCUCUUUCUAACGCAUUAGUUCAAGUUUUGUCUUCUAGUCCUACCCCUCCACCUGAUGUGAUUUCAACACCUUCCGCUGAUAUUGAUGUAAAAUCUCUUCUGACUUCUCUUGCAUCUGAGGAUAAAACAAUCCUUUCUCCAUCUCUAAAAUUCUUUGAAAAUGUAGACCCUUUCCAGGAUCAAGUAAACACUUCUGCUCCUAACUCUGACAUUAAGUUUUUACCCUCAGUAGAUGUCCAAGGCAAAGUAACCCUUCCAGAUGUAUCACCUUCCACAGCUCUUUCUUCAGCGCCAGCUUCUACUUCUGGUUCCUCGCCAAUAUUUCAAACCACUGCUUCACUAGUAUCUUUAGACCCUACUACUACUCCCACUAUGGCUAAAGCUUUCAAGUCUGCAGAAAAUGUUUCAGCACAUUUAAUAUCUGAUUCUACAAAAUCUUCUGACGCAUAUUCCGUGAAAUCAUCAGAUGUAGAUAAUUCUUUAGUUCCAGCUGAUAUUACAAAUGCAUCUACAAAAUUUCCAACCAUAUGCUCAGGAGUAUCUACAGAUGUAGAUCAUACUUCAGUUCCAGCUGAUGAUACUAUUGCAUCUACAAAAUCUCCAACCAUAUGUUCAGUAGUAUCUACAGAUGUAGAUCAUACUUCAGUUCCAGCUGAUAAUACUGGUACAUCUUUAAAAUCUCCAACUACAUGUUCAGGAGUAUCUAUAGAUGUAGAUUGUAAUUCUGUUCCACCUGACACUUCUUCAAAAAUCUCCUCAUCUAAAUAUUGUACCAAAGUCACAGCUAUCUUUGCUUCCUUAGAUCCUAAGUUUGAAACAACAUACCAUGUCGCUUCUUCAACUGUGAAGAAUUCAUCAUCACUUGUAGAAGCUCAUGAUAAAGUCGAAAUUUUUUCCCGAUCAAUACAAUCAGUUCCACAUCCAUCUGAGACUCCACCAAAAGCUCCAAUUUUAACUCCUAAUCUUGAACUGACAUUCUCCCCAAACCCAUCAACUCUGUUGAUCAAAGGUUCUACCCCAAUGAAAACAAGAAAGCAAUGUCCAGACACGAUUGAUCUAAUUUGUGCUUCGUUUGCUAAACUUUCUAUUACUGAGGAAAUGUCAAGGAGUGCCUGUACUUGCAGCAGACCUCAAACAUUGGUGUUAUGUACAGAUUGUACAAAAACGCAUCCAUAUAGUAGAGUCAAAACUGUGUGCAAGGUACAUGUAAACCAGUUUAUGAGUUAUGAUCUAGCUCUCUGUGCUCGAUGUUCUUCUGGCAAUCUGUAUGAGUUGAAGGAAGCAGAUUAGAAGAUUUCUUCUCAAAUAGAGUUUAAGUAGGCAGAUAAGAAGAUUUCUACUCAAUUUAAGUCCUGAACGGUCGUCAUGACUCAGAAAUUUAUUUUUCGGAAUUUAUUACCCCAGUGACGGGAUGUUUCACACCUUUUUGGAUACUUUUCGUUACAUUUUAUCCAUAAAUAUAAAUUUUAAAACUAUCGAUUUGAUGGAAAUAUUGUAAUUUUUUAUUUUUAAAAUUUGUUUGGUCUGAUUCGCUGUUUGUAUUUUUUAAAAGAUGAUAUUCUAAUUUGAUGCAUUCGUUUUCUGGGUUUUCAUAGUACUGUAGGUUAAACACUUGUUUCAAAGUUUAUGUUUUGUCAAGCUUUUGAUGAUCAUUGAUCAAUCACAUUUCAAAGUUCCAAGCGUACAUUUAGACUUCUAAGUAUGUUAUUAUGAAAAGUUUUAACAUGUUGGCUAUCGUUUGUUUUUGUGUAAAUAAGCUUUUUUUAUAAUUAAUAUUGAAUAAAGAAUGCGGAAUGUUAA